AUGUCGAGCGAUAAAAAACUAGUUGAUCUAGCAAUAAAACUAUUUUCAAUAGAUGCUGUAAAGUUUGGAGAGUUUACAACAAAGAGCGGCAUCAAAACACCUGUUUAUUUUGAUUUGAGGGUUAUAGUCAGUUAUCCUGAUGUUAUGGAAUCGAUAUCAAACUUGUUGCUGGAACUUACCAUGAAAGAUCUGAAAUAUGACCACGUGUGUGGUGUGCCGUACACAGCGUUGCCUAUCGCGACAAUCCUCAGUGUACUGACGAAGAAGUCUAUGCUCAUGCGAAGAAAAGAAACAAAAGCAUACGGAACUAAAAAAUCUAUUGAGGGCCAUUAUAAAGCUGGUCAAUCAUGUUUAAUUGUUGAAGAUGUUGUUACAUCCGGGUCAAGUGUGCUGGAAACAGUACGAGAUCUACGUAAAGAAGGCUUGAUAGUGACAGACGCAGUUAUUAUAUUGGAUCGGGAACAAGGAGGCAGCAAAAAUCUUGAAGUUGAUGAUGUAAAAAUCAAGUCAUUGUUUACUAUGUCUUCAUUGAUUGACAUUCUCUUGAAAAACGGGAAGAUUACUGAGGACACGGUGACUAAAGUGAAGCUGUACUUGAAAGAGACACAAGCUCCAGUCAUUGAAAAGCCAUUGGAUAGAAUGUCAUUGACUUAUGAAAAGCGAGCUGAGCUAGCCAAAAAUGGAGUGGCCAAACAGCUAUUCAGCAUAAUGGCAACUAAGAAAACAAAUCUGUGUCUCUCAGUUGACUUGACUUCGGCCACAAAGAUCCUAGACCUUCUAGAAAAAAUUGGAGAACAUGUUUGUCUUGUGAAGACACAUGCAGACAUCAUUGAAGAUUAUACUAGUGAUUUCAUUUCUAGAAUCAAACAACUGGCUGAUAGAUUCAACUUCCUAAUACUGGAAGAUAGAAAGUACGCUGAUAUUGGGAAUACUGUAUCUCUGCAGUAUUCCAAAGGCCUGUACAAAGUCGGAGAUUGGGCUGAUUGUGUAACAGCCCAUUCUUUGCCUGGUGAAGGCAUUCUGAAAGCCCUCAAUUCACAAAAUGGUGUCAACAGAGGAGUUUUUCUACUGGCUGAAAUGAGCAGUGAGGGAAACCUUAUUACACCAGAUUAUAGAGAAGCAACAGUGGCUAUGGCAUCAAAAUACCCAGAAUUGAUUACCGGAUUUGUUUGUCAGAACAAAGACACUUUCAAGGACCCAGGUCUUAUACAACUGACCCCAGGAGUGCAGCUGGAGAGCAGCAAAGAUAACUUAGGCCAGGUGUACAAUACACCAGAGAAGGUUAUCUUGGAGAAAGGUGGUGAUGUGAUAGUAGUUGGUAGAGGCAUUGUUGCCGCCAAGAGCCCAGAAACCCAAGCAAAUGUCAUCAUUAAAUCAAAAUGUCAAUCACAAGGAAAUGUCAAAAUUGAUAAUGACUGCAGUUUUGUACGCAACAAAACAAAACAAAACAUUAUUAAUAAUUUAGACAUGGAUAAUAUAGUUAAAGAAUUAGGUAUAAGUAAUAAAAAUAUAUUUCCAACUGCGUCCCCUGGUCUUUUUUCCGUCGUUGUUCACACAGCUUGGUUGAAAAAAUGGAUAAAAAACAUCGAAAUAGAUACCUCUCUGAACAAUGUAGAUUUUACCUUGCAACCUGGUGAAAGUGUACCUUAUCCGUGGCGAAAAAUAUUUGUGAGGGUGUUGAAUAAAAAAGUGUCCAAGGUUCUUCCUUUGCCUCGUUACAAACUCAACGAAAACACAAACGAGACUCCCCUUACGUUCUCUCAGCUCUUGCAAUAUGUGUCGCAGAGUAACCAAAGAACAUUGUGGAAAGAAGCAUACAAGAAGUACUGUCAAAACAAUGAUAGCAGUAAGGAAAGUACCAUAGUAAACCUAUUAGAGCAUGACCAGCUGAUGUCUGAAGUCGUGCUCCGCUUGUAUGGAUGUAAUAUAAUUAGGGUUAAGUGUGAUGGAGCUGGAAAACACAUAGAGUACAAAGAGAUUAUACCUAAUAAACAUGUUUUAAAAAUGUAUGAAACACAUGGCAACCUACUAGCAGCCAUGUUUACCAUAGAAACAGACAGUAACUUCUAUGUUAUAUAUAGGGCACAAUAUGAGAAUACCCUCCUUGACUGCCUGAACUUUAGUCCAAACUUAAUAGACAUGAAUUACAGCAGAGGCCUGUUUAUAGUGUACCAAUUGUUGAACUUGUCUAAGGCUAUGAGUGACAGAGGCUUAAGCUUAGGAAUGCUAACUCUUUUAGACAUUUACUUGUCUGAGAACCUAUGGCUACAAGUGUUGCCAAUGAUUACCAAUAACAUACAUUGUUUGGAUGCUUCCCUGAUAAUUGAGCACAAUAGGAGUAAACAGACAACUCCUGCAAUAAGUCAGGGACCUCCUGGGAAAAGGGGGGAGGAGUGGUGUUGGCGCAAGGAGGCAGUUCAGCUGGAGAAGCUGUGUAUGUUGUGGGUAAGAGGGAGGAUAUCUAACCUUGACUAUCUGCUACACCUGAACAUGUUAGCUGGAAGAGCUGCUAAUGAUCCUCAAGCCCAUUUCAUGGUUCCAUGGGUCACUGAUUUCUCAUCCAGAUGUGGUAGGAACUGGCGAGACCUAAGCAAGUCAAAAUACCGCCUGAACAAGGGAGAUCGUCAAUUGGACAUGACAUAUGACGUCAGCAGUUGCACCGACCAGAUACCACACCACGUUUCUGACGCCCUCUCCGAUAUUACUUGCUACGUUUACCUAGCGCGCAGAACACCAAAAGAGGUUUUAUGUAAAUACGUGAGAAAUAAAUGGGUGCCGGCUGAAUAUCCAGCGUCCAUACAACGCAUGCAGGAAUGGACUCCUGACGAAUGUAUACCGGAGUUCUACACAGACCCCACUGUGUUUAAAAGUAUACACGAAGACCUACCGGACCUAGGCAUUCCGUCGUGGGCGACCUGCGUCGAGGAUUUUAUAACGAAACAUAGAGAAGCAUUGGAAAGUACGCACGUAUCGGAGAAUUUGCAUCAUUGGAUCGAUAUUACUUUCGGAUACAAACUGUCAGGAGCAGCGUCAGUAAAAGCAAAGAACGUGUGCCUAUCUCUAGUGGAUGGUCACACCCGCAUACGUCGCGGGGGCGCGGUACAGUUGCUGACGGCGCCGCACCCGCCCCGCGCCUCCCGCGCCCUGCCGCCUGCGCCCCCGCGCCUACACUGGACUGCGCCUAAGGAUGCUAAAAAGUCCCUCAGAAACGACAGUUCAGACGAAGUUUCUGAUGAUGAGGAAGAGUCUACUAGUCUUCCCCAGCACGUGUCGCGGCUGAACGUUCCUCCUCAACGCGUUAGGUCACGACACAAAAGCAGCAGUAGGGCUCGCUCCUUGUCCAAAAGCCAAGGUCUUGAAGACUCGCAGACUGUCCCCAUUGAAGGCAGGGCCUCCUCCCACUCCCGGCACUACAGGGUCCAAAGAUCAGAGCUAGGGAAAGGCGUCAUUUACCUCCCCAAAGAAUUCAACCCAGUAGCUUCCAUACAAGCGAUAGAAUCCCUCGAUAAUUUCCGAACAAAAUGCUUCUUUACCAAAGCUGAGGAUAAGGAGAAACAUAAAGAGAAUAUUACGACCUUGAACCUCUAUCCGGUGCAGCAAGACAUGAGGCAGGAUAGCACUGUGUCAUCCAAGGAAGGCUCUGACGAUACUGCGUUUACGAAUCACAUGUUUUUAGCGUCUUACGACCAGAAUUAUUUGAAGAAGUUCACUCAGGAUGCGCACUUGGAGAGUGUGCUGAAAGAGAGAAAGAAUAGGACGUUCAACACAAGGUACACGACUGAUGCAGCGAUAUACAAGCAGUUUGUUACAGAAAGUAGACGUCAGGAUAUGCUAGUCAUAGGGUGCUUGAUCGUAGAAAUAUUCUUACACAGCUACAUGAGGCCGCUUCGGACAGCCACCGACAACUUUUUAGAACGAUACAACAACUGUCGAACAGUACUAAAAUACAAUUUCAAUGCGUUACCAAGAAGUGUUAGUUAUAUAGCCUCCUUACUCCUCAACGUUCAACCUCUCAGUUUGAGUUACAAAAAUGAAUUGACUCCAAAAAAGGAGGAGCCUAUGAAGAAGAUUUUGGUAACUGAUAAAGGGUUGCCCGCACCCACACCUGCGCAGCUUUUGCAGCCAUUAUUGAUGCAGCAUUUGAUACCGUUCCCUCAAAGCUUUAAUAUUUUGUACAAGUUGUUGAAUACGCUACACGAGUAUGAACUGACAAGCACGGAGCUAAAUAUUCUCUAUACGUAUGAGUGUGAUGGCGUGCAGUGCGAAAAGUACCAGAAUGUGGAUAAAACUAAGCUGUAUUUUAACCAGAAAAUAGCUGAAGGAAAGAUUCAAGCGUGCGUCACGCACUUAGAAGUCUUAUUAAACCAAGUAAAUUGUUACAAUCAGUUCGAUGUCCUUGACAUCUUCCUCUCCCACUACAUAGAGUUACUUCAGAACAAGGAUACGUCAGUAUUGGCCGCGUGGUACUUAUUUGACACAGUCAGCAAAGCAUUGGGGCCCGCUGAGACGAGGAAGAAGCUUCUCAAACAUAUUCUGAACCUCUACGAAGAUGAUGACUUUGCUGUGGACAAACCUGACCAGCAUAAGUUGACCGAUGUAGACGGUACUCUCGCAGGGGGAGUGUCGAACAAACAGAAGUUUGUGAAGCUCUACCACAAUAUAUUCCUCCUUCAGCUCAUGGUCAGGUUGGGGCUCCAAUGUUUCCUGGACAACUUCACACAACACCUAGUUGAGGCUGUUGGUGGUUAUAAGGAUGCAACUGAAGAAGCUGGCUCUCCAGGCCAUCUGUGUCACAAUAAAGCAUUGUCCAGUAAAAAACCUAGAUAUUCUGAUGAUAAUGUCAAGAAGGCGCUGUCCAGUAAUACGGAUAUAUUCUCUCCUGACACUUCUUACGGGUCGGAACACGUCACGACACCUGGCGUGGAGAAAACUGAAACCCACGAAGGUCUAAAAGAGAAAGACAGUGAUAAUAGAAGCGAAAAUGAGUUGUUCCAUUUCGAAACUGACAAGGACAGACUCCCUAGCAGAAGUAGUAGGAGCAAGUCUCCAGCGGAAUCCAUAGACUCAUAUAACUCGAACAACCAAGACAACAUCCACACACCCUCGCCUUCAAUAGACCACGUCUCACCAAUAGCAACAAAAUACUUUACUGCAGUCCAAAAGGAACCGAAUCAAACACUACAUAGAGAUCAAAAUCACGAAGUAGUGACGCCUUCUAACAAACCAAUGUCGCCAACUAUAGAGAUACCGACGAAGCCGAUGUUUACAAGUUACCUGCACUUUGCAGAAGAAGACGAUUCUGAGGUUGAAUUGAGGAGGAAAUCUCACGACCCACAAAUAAACUUGGAACUGGGGAGACACAUGGAUAGGUCAGCGAAAGGGUCUCGAAGUAUGAACGACGAAGAUUUUCAAGGUUUCAAAGAUCCUAAUACGUCGAAAAUUUCCGAUAUGAGUUCUGAAAGUUUAAUUUGGCUGGCUCAUAGAUUAGGGCCAGUACUUACUUGUAGGUAUAUAACACGGAACUUGUUGAAGAUGUUAACGUUGUGUUAUAUUGGAAAAGAUAAUUUGGCGCCGUGGGAUAGCGAUGAUAGAGACGAGUUUGAUGAGAUAUCUGUUGUCAGCAGUCGAGUGGUUGGCGACAGAAACGCUAUGAAAGUGAUCAAGUGCCUCACUUCUAUUGUAGCGAUGUACGGUGAACAGUUGAUAAUCUUCCAAUACUUGCCUCAUAUGGGCGAGUUGAUAGCUUCAUGUCGGCGCCGCCUGUCCGCGCCGCUAGAGGGCGGCGUGGUCGCCUGUCUACAGCUCAUCAAGUACCUGCUGCCGCAUAUGUCUGACGUCAAACUCAUGGAGCAGUUGCAGGACACAUUCCUGAAGUCUAUUCUCCAGCCAGCCCUGAGGCUAGCAUCGACCACCCGUUGCUCGUACCCCAGCGGCGCUGCAGCGCGGAGCUCGCUGACUAGGAAGCUGCUGGAUGCGCUGCAUGUGUUGGCGCUCAGGAUAGGACCUGAAAUGACCAGGAGACAUCUUUGUGUACCGGCUUUGCAGAGAUUCUUUUUGGCCUUUGAUAAAGCGACAGGCAAGAUCGAUAACUGGCCGAAACAAGAAGAAACAGCGCCAGAAAAGUUAACAGAGCAAGAGCCACCGGACUGUAAGCCAGAAGGUUUCCUAGAGAUAUGUCGCGACGGUACGACGGCGGAGUGGCGCGUGCAGGACGGACGCGUCGUCCGCGCCGACAUCCCCGACCUGGCCUGCACGCCGCCUGACAUUGCUGAACAUCCGCACGAUACCACACGGCUUACGGCUCAAGAAGAACUUCUGAUGGUAUUCGACGAAGAGCUAGCGUAUCGCGCGUACACGACCUUCGUGAAGUCUAUAGGGGCUGAAACCAUGGAGCGGUGUCUAAAGAAUGUAGACACCGUUCGAGCGCUCUGCAGGAACUAUGAACAGAACCAUCGUAUCACCUCCCCCCUCCAGAUCCGUCCAGACAAACGCGUCCAGCUUUCCUUCAGCGACGAGCCUCUCAGUCACAAGGCUAACUCCUCAAGCAAGUCCGAUGUGGUCAUGGACCAUAUUUCCAGCUCGAACAGUUUCGGAUCCAAUGUCACGUUAGUCGGGAACCGUAUAGAUGUCGCUAGUGAUGCCUUCGACGUCGGUAGUGGUGCGCACGCGCAUGGAUUCGAUGUCGUCGCGUAUAAAACUGAUAAUGGGAUUAAAAGUAAUAGACACUUGCGUGGUGACUGGCUGAUCUACUGGGAGCACGAGAUAGGUCGCCCGGACAAGGAGACCCGGUUCAACCUGAAGCAGAUCAAGCUGCAGACCUUCGUGGGCCACACCCACUCCGUCAAGUCCAUCCACUGCCUGGACAACGAGAACAGCUUCAUGAGCGGUUCCAAGGACAAGACUGUGCGCUUGUGGUCGCUGAGGAACCAGGGUGAUGGCAACGCGACGUCGCAAUGUAACUGGACGUACAGCGGCCACAAGAAGGGCGUGCUGUCGCUGACGUUCCUGGAGUCGCUGCGGCUGGCCGUGUCCACCGACUCCGUCGUGCAUAUAUGGGACCCCUUCAUGGAGAGCGUCGUGUCUCAGUUGGACAGCCUGAAGAGUCCGGUGAGUAUAGUCCGCACGCUGGCGGGCCCGUCCGCCGCGGUACUGGCCGCCACUACCGACGCCACGCUCCGCGUCAUCGACGCACGGACGCCACACACCUCGCAUGAGUUGAAGCUCCCGAUGAGCGCGACGACGUUUAUCCGCUGCAUGUGUGUGAGCUCUAGUGGCGGCUGGGCGGCCUGCGGGCUGGCCAGCGGACAUGUCGCCGUCACCGACCUCAGGACCGGCCUCACCAUCGCCGCGUGGAAGGCACACGAUGGAGAGGUCUUAAGGCUUGCGACAGUGGACGAGCAUAGACUGCUCAGCUCAGGUUUGGACCAGGUCACAGCUUUAUGGAGGCCUGACGACGGGGAACUCAUAGCACAUCUCAAAGGCAGCACAGAACCCGUCCACUGCCUCUCAGUAUACUACAAAGAAUUGAUCUCAGGCACUACGAACAAUCGCAUCGGAGUGCACACGUCCCUCAGUCAGGACGCUAGCUUUUCGAGCACGAAACUACGCUCCGACACAUUUCGAGGAGUGCUCACAUGUAUGGCUGUACUACCGCUGAAUAGGCUUCUACUACUAGCCAGCGAUAACGGCACCAUCAGUCUACUAUGUUAAAAGGUAUUAUAUGUAAUAGAUAAAUAAAUAUUUGUAUUAUAAGUCUCGUGAGAUAUAUUAAAUGAUUUAUUUAAGUUUAGCGCCGGUAUCACGUAAUUGUUUGA
Messenger RNA from Spodoptera exigua (beet armyworm), 7814 nucleotides. The record is from the annotation of a GenBank genome assembly. NCBI's taxonomy places the organism in Eukaryota, Metazoa, Arthropoda, Insecta, Lepidoptera, Noctuidae.